This is a messenger RNA of Neodiprion fabricii, 3865 nucleotides long. Its product is annotated as probable G-protein coupled receptor Mth-like 6. Gene Ontology annotation, molecular function: G protein-coupled receptor activity. The transcript is spliced from 6 exons. Bases 1298 to 2740 code for a protein of 480 amino acids. NCBI's taxonomy places the organism in Eukaryota, Metazoa, Arthropoda, Insecta, Hymenoptera, Diprionidae. The record is from RefSeq and is a predicted model, not a curated record.
UUUGGAUGACAUUUUCUUAACCGCGCGAUAAUGUAUAAUGGAUUCUGAGUUCUAGGUAUUUAUAGCUGCCACGUGUUGAUAGAAUUGUUAUUUAUUGUAACGCCUCGUUUGGACUGUAGCCAACUAUCUCCAAAUAAUAACGAUUUCCUUCCCGUGCUCGAGGUGUUGUUGAUUUCACGCUUGGUUUGUGAAGUGUAGAUGUAUUCUUUCCUACGAAUACUUCAAUAACCCAUAAGCUAAAAACAGUUUUGGUUUCUAGGCUAUACGAAUAAUAUAUGGUACACUGACUACAUGCGGCAACUGAUGACGAGAAUUUAGCAUAUAUGAACAGAAUGUUUAAUGAAAUUUUACAGAGUAGAAGUUCAGGUGUAUCUUCCAAUUCCCAAGGCUAGUCUCGACUCGAUAUAGUUUUUCAAAAAAUAUCGUUUCAACUUUUACCCCAAUUCGCAUCACUUAUGACCAUUGUCUGAUGCAAAUUCGUAACGUUCAUCCUGUUCUUAAAAAAGAAAAUAAAAGAUUAUUGGACCACAGGAGUGUUAGAGUAAUGGAGCUUGAUUCGAAUAACAUUUUCGUCACUAUUGGAGAACCCUUGCAAUCGUAUUUAAGUAUCGUAUGUAAGUCGCGCUUACUUGUAGACCACUGGACUAUUCGAUACGUAAGUAAUACUGACUUAUUCACUAUUUAAGUGCUGGGCAUAAGUUCUACGCAUUUAUAACACACUUUUUACCGGCUUCGUCUUCUCUCGUCAGGUCACGCGUUAUUCCCUGGUAGUAGUGGAUACCACUUUCGAAUGGUUCGAAACUGAGAUCGAGCUCGUCACUCGACUUCGUAAUUCCACCAUACCAGUCUUCCGCUGGUAGCCUAACCGUAACGUUACCGUUUAAUAUUCAAGUGACGAUAGAAUUGCGGGUGAAGCUUAAAUCGUUUUACAGCGCUGUCGAAAACCGGGCAUCUCACCGCGGUAGCAAAGCUUGCGUGGAUGGCGGAAACCGAUAAGAAAAGAAAUCACCGCAGCUUCUGCAUUGUCUGAAGUAUCAUUAGCAACGUUGAUGGAUCAUGGCGCGAGUUAGACCGGAAGCAAGAAUCGAGGUCUAAGCUGGCUCGUUGUGAAGAAAAUACAAUUAUAAAUCAUAAACACAUUUUCUAUGCAACAUGGACAUCGAUCCUGAGUAUGUUGACAGUGAUAUUUGCAUAAUAUAUGCGGAUACCGAACGUUGAAGAAUUAUACAAACAAAACCUCUCUGCUGCGGAAGAACCAUAAAAAUUCAUAUCGAUCGAACAGCGGCCAUCAGCGUAAAUGAUCGGCGGUCGAGUGUUUCUUGCGGUGAUUUACGCGAUGGCUUUUGUGUCGGGGAGAGCCGAAGUCGACGGGUUCAGGGAAUCCUGUCCGUCAAACGCCAUUGUCAAUUUGUCCAGACGGAAGUCGAUGUCUUCGGGGUUGGCGAAAGACUCGGGCGACAUCAAUUUGCCGAACGCAACGCGUCCCGAGGAUCGGAUAACAGUCGGAUGCCUGUGUGACUUUAAAACGUGCUUGAAACUUUGUUGUCCGCUGGAAAAGGCAUGGUAUGAACAAAGCUGUGUGGAGGAUGAUACCGUUUACAUUUUCCCUGAAAUAAGAACUCUCAUCGACGAUGGGCAGAAGAACCUGACGCUGCAGGAUUUUCACAUCGUCCCUGAUUAUCCUUGCGGUUUUGGCUGGGCGACCCUGGAUGUGCUGGAAAAUUUCUACGCUUUUCCCAACGGUUCGAUUUAUACUCCGGAUUUUUACGGAAGUAAAUCUCACGGAUUUGACAAUUACUGCCUUUUACGGAAUCCGAAUUCUUCCGUAUAUUUGGCGGUGGUAUGUUACCCUAAAGCCAGCAUGAACUACUGGGACACCAUUUGUUGGUCAAUCCAAUUUAUCAUAAUUUUGGCAGUAUUCGUUUGCUACACCAUAGUACCUGAACUGAGGACUUUUCAUGGAAUGAUAGUUCGCUCCUAUAUCGCCGCCUACGUUGGACUCUACCUCGGCGCCUUGGGAAUAAUGAUUACAAAUGGGUUGAGAGACUAUGUCCAGCUGAAUAUCCUCAGUGAAAUUGUCGUACAAUAUUGUGACAUCGCCAGCGUCCUUUGGCUGAACGUGAUGAGCGUUAAUAUUUGGAGAACGUUUCGAAGCGUGAAGUCUGCCGACUCCAAUGUAGAUCAGCGUAACCAGAAAAAAUUCGUCCUUUGCAUGAUCUACGCUUGGGGAACACCGGCUGUUAUUGUUUUAAGUUCCGUAGCUGUAAUGCGCUACGUCCCGUAUUUCCACAAUGAAAUAUUUGGCCUGACUUUUACCUGGUGGACCAGCUUGACUUUCAGCAGCGUCGUUUAUAUGUGCAACACGUUGUUGUACAUCGUCACUGUGAUUACGAUAAAGCGACAGAAGAAGGACACGGCGCUACUGACUAUCGACGUGAACAAACAUCACGAAACCACUAACCAAUGGUGUAGAACGUAUGUGAAAUUGUUGACAAUAAUGACAGGUCAUAUGGGAGGUUUCACAGUGGUCUGGGCCGUUUGUAUAAUUUGGCCGACACCAGCGUUGAUUCACUCUUUUACCACAUUAGGAAUGGUGCAAAGCGUGUUCAUAUUCACGCUUUUCCUUUGGCAGGACCAUAUGAAACGCGCGAUUUCAAAACAGCUAUGUAUAAGGGUGCAGCGUUUGCGAAACUUUUUCGUCAGAAGUAAACCAAGGAUUACAACUGAUUGUGAGAGUUGAACAAUAUCAAUUACGAUAGCUUUAAAUGCCGCACAAACUGUCGUAUUAACAAUUGAUAACAAUAUGCACGCGUGUACUUUACGUGGGUAUAAAAAAGAUGCUUGAUUCGCAGUAGUUAAGAGAACUGCGGUGUUGAGUCAAGUUUAAUGUCACCAACGUCAUUCUGUAGUAGCUGGUUUUGCAUAAAUACUGGUGCGACAAUAAUACGACUCUUGUGUUACAAUUUCAAUGAUUAACCAUGUUCACAUUUCACUAUUACGUGAAAUGUGACCUCUGGUGGAAGACAUGUGGUCGAUAAAAAAAAUUCGUAAAUACGAACAACAACCUAACAUUAAGACCAUUUGGUCGAAGAGCAGUGUUAAUUCUUUUCAAACAAUACGUGUCUACAAAUAAACACGCUCAAAGGAUUAAACGUAUUCACGGUAACAUUAUACGUUGUUGUGAAUGUGUGACGUAAUACGUAAAAAUUUGCACAAUCACAUACGUUAGCCAUUGGGCUAUAAGUGCGUUGUAUUGUGCGUUGCCUGUUUCUACGAAAUGUUCUUACGUCAGCUUUGAAUGUGAUUAACUUUAAUAUGAUAAGUAUGAAAAUCAUUUCCAAAUUUACUCAGCUUGUGUGGUAAAUCUACUCUAUUUAUCAGUAUUUCCGCUCAGAUUAACUGAACGGUUGAUUAGUGUGUAGGAAAAUAAAUCAUAAUAUGUAUACGUUAAAACUAGUCACAUGGAUUGUUCGAAAUCUCGAUUAAAAUUAAAGAAGCUAGCAGUCCAGUAGAGCCUCGAUAGUUUAACUACACUUUGUCGUCGUAAUUUUUCAUAUUCUUAUGAAUUAGUUAUCCUCUUCGAUCUUCAAUAAACACCCAACUAGUCGGAUGUUUACAUUUUUUUUUAAUUGAUCAUAUUCUGGGCUCUGGACUAUUUUUUACUACUGUUACACCACGAGUCUGAUGUGAAGAGCAGAAAUGAUCGAGAAUUGACUGUAUUAAGUAACGCUAUUUAAAUUGUAUUUAUUAUAAUGCUUCUUCUUAAUAUCAAGAACGAUGAAGUACGGUGCAGACUACGAAAUUUUUUGAACAUUAUGGAUCACUAUUCGUAAUAUCUUACAAUAAAUGGGAAUUUCUAUAUUUA